Molecule: messenger RNA, 1636 nt
Organism: Erigeron canadensis
Lineage: Eukaryota; Viridiplantae; Streptophyta; Magnoliopsida; Asterales; Asteraceae
Product: cytochrome P450 Tp4149-like
Exons: 2
Coding region: 1-1500 (499 amino acids)
Molecular function (GO): iron ion binding; monooxygenase activity; oxidoreductase activity, acting on paired donors, with incorporation or reduction of molecular oxygen
Source: RefSeq, a predicted model, not a curated record
AUGCCGCUAUUCAUACAAAUAUUCGCCUUUGUUCUUUCCCUUUGGGUCAUUUCAAUAUCCUUUAAAUGGAUUUUGUCAAAUUCAUUAUCAAAAAACAAAAAAAACUUACCACCAUCUCCGUGGAAGCUCCCGUUAAUCGGAAAUCUCCACCAGCUAGGGCCGAGCCUUCACCGGUCUCUCAUGGACAUGGCCAAAAAACAUGGUCCACUCAUGUUGGUUCAUGUUGGCAGCGUACCGAUGCUUGUAGCUACCUCAGUAGAAGCAUCUCAAUUAAUAUUGAAAACACAUGAUUUAAUCUUUUGCAAUAGACCUCAUUUAAAAAUCGCCAAUAAAAUAUUCUAUGGCCUCAAGGACAUAGCCUUUGCUCCUUAUGGAGAACAUUGGAGACAAGUGAAGAGCAUUGCAGUGAUCCAACUCCUAAGCAAGGCACGAGUUCAGUCAUUUCGGAAAGUGAGAGAAGAGGAGACAGCUAAUAUGCUCCAUGAGAUUGGAGAAAGUUGUGGAUCUUCGGUUAAUUUAAGCGAUCUGUUUGUUGCACAUACAAAUAAUGUGGUUUGUAGGGUGGCCUUGGGAAAGACAUAUCGCGGGCUAAAGUUUAGGAACUUGUUGUCAAGGUUAAUAGGUCUCUUGGGUUAUUUUAGCAUUGGAAGUUAUAUUCCUUUGUUGUCGUGGGUUGAUCGCUUGAGUGGUAUAGAACGCAAAACAAAUGAAGUUUGUAAAGAAUUUGAUGACCUUCUUGAGGGUGUUAUUGAAGAACAUAUAAAGAAAAGAGAGACAAAGGAAGGUGAUCAAAAAGAAGCUCAAGAUUUGGUAGAUAUCUUGCUUGAUGUUCAAAGAGAAAGUGCAGGCGGCUUUGUGAUUGACAAAGAUACCAUUAAAGCUGUCAUAUUGGAAUUAUUUGCUGCUGGAACAUACACAACAUCAGCAAUCAUAGAGUGGGGAACUAGCGAGCUAAUAAGACAUCCACGUGUAAUGAAAAAGCUACAACAAGAAGUAACAGAGAUAGCAAACGGAAGACCCGUGAUUACUGAGGAUGAUUUAGACCAAAUGAAUUACCUAAAGGCUGUUAUAAAAGAGACCCUUCGGUUCCAUGCUCCAGUUCCACUACUUGUUCAGCGAGAAACCACUCAAGAUGUCAAACUUAUGGGUUACGACAUCCCAGCAGGCACAUCGGUGGUCAUCAAUGCUUGGGCGAUAGCAAGAGAUCCAACAGUGUGGGAAGAACCAGAAGAGUUUACACCCGAAAGGUUCUUGAACAGUUCCAUUGAUUAUAAGGGGUUACAUUAUGAGUUCACUCCAUUUGGCGGCGGACGAAGAGGGUGUCCUGGUGCUCAAUUUGCUAUAGCAGUUAAUGAGCUUGCUAUAGCAAAUUUAGUAUAUAAAUAUGAUUUGGCAUUGCCAAAUGGAAAAGCAGGGGAGGAAUUGGACAUGACUGAGAUGCCAGGGAUUGCUGCCCAUAAGAAGUCUCCAUUACUUGUUAUGGCGACUCCUCGAUUCUAGUACUUAAUUAGUUAUUAUGUUGCAAGUUUCGAACAAUCCUAAUUAAGCAUAUCUCUUUGAAGUAUGGAUGGGAUAAAUAAAAUUAAGGUUAAGUUAUUAUGUUGUAUCUUAGAAAAUGUUGUUACAUUUGCAUAUG